Molecule: messenger RNA, 2128 nt
Organism: Caenorhabditis sp. 36 PRJEB53466
Lineage: Eukaryota; Metazoa; Nematoda; Chromadorea; Rhabditida; Rhabditidae
Source: the annotation of a GenBank genome assembly
AUGUCGAACACACUGGAAAUUGGCCAUUUCGAUCCCACGUUUCAGUCAACUUCGAAGGUAAACUCACCCUCCAAACUAUGAUGCCUGAUUUUUGAAUAUUCUAGAAACUGGUACUUCCUGCCCAACGGAAACAACACGCAGACUACGAUAAUCUGAACGAUGAGCCCGGAGUGAACGACUUCUCGAGCGAUGAGCUCAUGAAAUUGCUCGCAUUUAUGGAAGGGGAAGUGCAGGCGAGAGAAGACGUCAUCGAGCAUCUGAAAAAGGAAAGGACGAAGCUUCUGUUGGCAGAAGCAAAGUACGGAAAACUGAAUAUGAACGAGCCGUUCGCUGCUCUCAGAAGGGAUUCCGCGAUCACGGGAGAAACGAUCGACGAGGAGAAGAUCGUGAAAAUGUACGAAUCACAAGUGGAUCAGCUCGAUAAAAUGAUGUCAGUUCAGAAGAAGUCACAGAGAAACGCAGCGGUGGUGAGUUUGUCUUGAUCCGAACUUUUGAAAACCACAUAGUAUUAUUGUUUCAGUUGUUGGUUGCCCUCGAAAAAAAACAGUACAAACUGGUGAAAAGACUGGAGGCGGACAGAGAUGCGAAGAUUAAGUGAGUGGAAUCCGAAUCGGAUGUGGUGGAUAACAGAUUGGAUUUCAGAUAUGCAAAGCAGGGAGAUGAUCUGGUGGCUCACUUGGAAAAAGAGAGAAAUCAACUGCAACAACAGAUAGAAUUCCAUGUUGAAGAGAAGAGAAAAGCGGAGAUAGCAAAGGACAAAAUGGAGAUGUCGCUGGGAAAUGAGAAGAAGAGGCACGAGUCGAUUGUUCUGUAUCUGAUUCAGGAGAGGAAGCAGAUGCUGCUGAAGAUGCACGAAUUGAGAGUGAAGACCGAACAGCUCCUCAUUCAGCAACAACCGGAUUCCAACAAACGUAAGUGUCUCGCUUAUUCUACAUAUUUCAACGUUUCGUUCAUAUCAGCGGGUCCUUCGAAUGCCGUCAGUGACCGGGAACUGAUUGAAGACUUGAAAAAGGAGCUGACUUUCUUGCGUUCUGAACGCGAAUCUUUGAUGAAGACGCAAAAGAUGAUGAAGACUGAGAACAUGAGUUUGCGGGAGACUGUCCGAGGACAGGAGGCCGAUCUGCAAAUGCUCCGGCGGAAUCUGACACUGGCCGGAGCCAAGAUGUCCAUUGACAAACCGGGAAUAGUGGCGAGUUCCCGUUCUCGUCCCGUCCCACUCAAUUUGUAUUCUUUCAGCUGCCUCAACUGCCUCCAGACGGCGGAUCGCUGAUAAUGGCGAACAAAGGAGCGAAGCCGGCGACCACAUCUCGCCAACCGCCCGUUCUCCCUCCGCCGGCCGCCCGUCUCCCCAAUUCCAGCACGUUCCCCACUGAGAAGAGCCGUCUUCCGAGAGCCCCUCCUCCGGUCACUUCUACCGUCCCCCGGAUGUCCAUCGGACCCAUUCCCCCUUCUGCCAACGCGUCAGUUGAUUCCUCCCACUUCUCCCUCUCAUUUCACCCUUUUUCAGUCCGCGAACAAUGAGCUCUCCCGUCAAAAAGACGCCCGUGAUGGGAGUUUCGUCCACGACGGCCCGUCGUCCCCAGUCCGCCACCACCGUGCCGACGACUUCUGUGAUCACCAACACCGCCGCCAUGAUGCCUCUGACUCCGGAGCUGGAGCAGUUAGAAGCGGCGAUUCAGUCGAUGAACGGUCAGUUUCCGCCCCAGUUCUCUGGCUUUCCGUUCCUUCUGCACCGCCUGUUUCCUUUCGUUGUGCUUCUUUUCGUAGUGUUGUCAUUCUUCAGUCGUCUCGAACAGUCCGCCCGCUUACACGUCCGCCAUGGCCAAACGGAGCUCCAGUCUUCCGCGAGAGCCCAACAACAAUCCGUCGUCCCCGGCCCGCCGCGGAACCAUGAACGGAGGAAUGUAUACGUCGACGACGGGCGUCGUCACCACUCGAAUCGGCACGUUUCCAUUUGAUUUGCGUCCUUCUUUUCUUUAUUUAUUUUUUCCUUCCUGAACUCGCUCAUAAAUUAUAAUGUCCAUUAUUUUCAGCCGGACCGUCUACGAGCACUGCGAGCGAACGGAAAAUGUCCGGAACGGUCAAAAGGAACGGGAUUCUGGCGAAGGCGUUCGGAUCAUCCAAAUAG